Cladophialophora immunda is the source of this 1551-nucleotide messenger RNA. RefSeq lists its product as uncharacterized. The transcript is spliced from 3 exons. Bases 1 to 1551 code for a protein of 516 amino acids. The record is from RefSeq and is a predicted model, not a curated record. Lineage: Eukaryota; Fungi; Ascomycota; Eurotiomycetes; Chaetothyriales; Herpotrichiellaceae.
AUGAAUUCCAUCCCCCCGGCACCGACGACCUAUAGCUUGUUCCGCCACAAAGCAAAGCCGGUGCCGGCAUCUGUUACUCGCGACCCCAUGCCGGCUCACUUCGAAUUUGUGCCUUUAGACGGCGGCGAGGGAAAGCCUCAAGACAUAAGAAGGGACCGAAUUCGACGUCAUUGCAUGCGCGGAAAGAACAAGAGGGACGAUUCUCGUCGGACGCAGCGCCAGAUUCGACGGUCAGCGAGGAACAGGCGUAACUCACAGGGAGACACUCCUCUUGCUGCUGUGCCAUUCGACGCCGCUGUCUCAUUACAGUCGUUUUCUCAAACUGAGAAACCGCGCAAGCAGGCAUGUUUAGAGAGUCAGAACGCCUGGGCGAGCUCACCGGGUCCUAUUGCGCCACGGACGACAUCUCAUUCCCCCUCUGGGUUGACGCUUCGAUAUUGUUCUUAUGGGGCCAUGCGUGACUGGUCCAGGUUCUUGUCACUGAAGGAUAUCAUAUACCCCGUCGAACCCUGCAUAGCCUUUGAGCAAGAAGACGUUGGAGGGAUGAUGUGGCUGACUGUCGACGAAUCUUUCCUUUGUAGCGUUCAGUUUUCGAUAUUCGCCAUGGAGGACUUUCUGCACCGUCGGACACCCGUGCCCGAUACGUGGUCAUACCUUCAGCGAGCCAUCACGCUGCUCAACGAAAGACUGAGCUUGGGAGUUGUCUCCUUGCAAAGAUCCACUGUCUACAAUGUCGCACUACUGGCACUUACCGCUAGCCUUUUCGACGACCACGAUGCCACAAAGGCGCACCUGUUUGGCCUGCGUAAGAUGGUGCAGCUUCUUGGCGGCAUACACUACCUUCAUGACAAUCCAAUACUGGAUUAUAAGCUCAGUCGUCUUGAACUCCAUCUCUACUUAAACACGGGAUACCUCUUGCCGUCUGACGGGGAAGUUUCUUGGACCCCGAUGUUUCCAUCGCUACAAGCCGAUAGUGAAGUCGCCAGCGAAAUGCAAUUGUUCCAGGGUCUCUGCGAACCGAAGCUAGCGGUCAUAUUUCAUGACCUUCAGUUUUUCACAAACAUGAUCAAUGAGCAUUUGGUGCAGGGCAGGCAAAUGGGAGUUGCAACCUUCCAGAGCCAAAUCGACUGCAUUCAGAUGCGACUACUUCAGCAUCAACUAAUGAAUUGCGACAAUUUGGGCGAAAGCCUUCGACUGGGGAUGCUUGCCUUUAUUGUUGUUACCUUCGGAUUGCCAAGCAGCAACAUACAGCACGGAUACCUCGGUCAUAGACUCUACCAAUCGCUACUCAAGAUCGACUUCGCAUCAUCAAAGCUUCCAAAAAUCUUGUUUUGGGUGCUCAUUUUGGGUUGCAUGAUAGGGCUGAACAUAGACGAGCCCCCGCUCCUAACGUACCAAACACAACUUGUCGGGCAUAAUGUAUCCUGGGACGACGCUCGCCGAAGCUUGCAAAGCGUAAUGUGGAUUGAUCGAAUUCACAAUGACCGUGGACGAAAGACUUUCACUAGGCUGAACUCGAAAUAUCAGAUUCCGGCCGGCUGUGUGGCUUGA